AUGGAAACUGGGAAGCAACCACUCCCUGUGCCGUCAUAUGCGGCGAUCUUAACUGGAAAAUCCCAGGGUGAUUCUAAAGACGCUGGAACACAAGGUAAUAUUGAGGAGGAAAUCGACCUCUCUGAUGACGAUAUUAUCACCGAAACUCGUUAUGGAUUGCCUGCUAUCCAAUUAUCAUACAGGGUGUACAAACUCAUGGAAUCAAGCAUGGCCAGAAUGGUUAUUCUCAAGUUACUGGAGAGGAAUAUCGACCUCAACGCUCUUAACAACAAAACUUAUGCUUUAUGGCAUCCAUCUCAAUCAUUCAAUCUUACGGAUUUAGAGAUUGGUUAUUUUCACGCACGCUUCCAAAACGACGAUGAUUAUACCAAAGUGCUCGCCGAAGGAUCAUGGAUUAUCUAUGGCCAAUACUUAACGGUUAAACCAUGGAAUAUGGAAUUUCACACAUCUCAAUCGUAUCCUACGACGAUCGUGACCUGGAUAAGAUUUUCGGGGUUACCGAAGUACUUGUAUAGCAAAAAGUUUCCAAGUAGUAUCGGCAACCUCGUUAGGAAGGUGGCUAAGCUAGACUUCCAUAAAAGAACCAAUAAUAGGCGUAAAUUCGCUGGAGUAGUAGUUUACAUUGAUCUUACACGACCGAAGAUCUCUAAGGUGGUCGUUGGAAAUAAAAUUCAAACUGUCGAGUAUGAGAAUCUUCCUCUCAUAUGCUUCGUCUGUGAAGAUUCGGACAUAUGA
This is a messenger RNA of Hibiscus syriacus, 735 nucleotides long. RefSeq lists its product as uncharacterized. The record is from RefSeq and is a predicted model, not a curated record. Lineage: Eukaryota; Viridiplantae; Streptophyta; Magnoliopsida; Malvales; Malvaceae. Bases 1 to 735 code for a protein of 244 amino acids. The transcript has a single exon.